Messenger RNA from Rhopilema esculentum, 7278 nucleotides. RefSeq names its product C-myc promoter-binding protein. Gene Ontology annotation, biological process: regulation of Rab protein signal transduction. Gene Ontology annotation, molecular function: protein binding. The record is from RefSeq and is a predicted model, not a curated record. Gene Ontology annotation, cellular component: cytoplasmic vesicle. NCBI's taxonomy places the organism in Eukaryota, Metazoa, Cnidaria, Scyphozoa, Rhizostomeae, Rhizostomatidae.
UUGAAUCCAUUCAACUGCCUGAGAAUAUUUUACCUAAAGCCACCGGUAAAAGAACUGACCAUUUUUUUAAAACUUUCGAUGGGAAGGUUAAUUUUGGUAACCUAUUGACAACAUGCCUGGCAGCUUCCUGUCUUGCCUAGGCCCAACAUCGUUAACCAGAAAGUUGAUAGCAUAAACAGAAUUAAGACAUUUGGACAGAAAGCAGUAUUUUUAGCAACAUAUUUGGAGAUAUGUUGGCUUCAGAGACAUAUUGCCCUUAAAACUGACUGCUGAUCGAAUUGUAAGAGCUACCAGUACGGACUUCUUGCCAACAAAAUAUGGCAAGCAAUCCACGUGUGGCAGAUUAUUUUGUCGUUGUUGGUGCAGAAAAUCUGCAGAACCCAGAAGAAGAUGUUGAAACACUGGAACCAAUCACAGAUCUUGCUGUCAUAUUCAAAAACAGAGGAGAGACACCACCCCCUGGAUACGAAUGCAUAGACCUGACGCCAACAGGCUUGACUGCAGAUUUAAAUGCAGGCUCAAUACGGAGCGAUUCAUGUUUUCUCUGCUACAAAAGAGGCAGAGACAAAGCCCCAUUGAUGGAUAUAGGGGUCCUAUACGAAGGUAAACAAAGGCUAAUGCCAUCAUGUGGGAUCGUCAACAAAACACCAACUGGCCUAGUUGCUAAUGUUAACAACUCAACCAACAUGAGAAUAUUCAUAACAUAUCGACGAGCACUGCCUCAGUUCGCUCACUCGCAACUUGCAGUGAUUGAUAUAUGCGCCAUCAUUGCCAGUAAGGGAGAAAAGCCUCCUCACGCCUUCUGCUUGAUUGACAGAAAUUUAAACCAAGGCCUGGUCGGUUCCGAUGUUUAUUUGUGCUAUCGAAAGUCACUGGCGAGGACUAACUCUGUUUCAUACAAAGCAGAAAUUAUAAGCCGUUAUCCACUUGAAGAUCACCCGGAAUUGUCGCUUCCCAGUUCUGUUCCGCUGUUUUGCUUGCCCAUUGGCGCAGUUGUUGAAUGCUGGGCUGCCAGUGCAAAACCACCCUUCCCGAUAUUCUCUACUUUUGCGCUAACUGACGUCAAGGGAGAAAAGAUAUAUGCUGCAGGCAUAACAUUUUUUGAAGAACUCCCGGAGGAGUCCUAUUCAGAAGAAGUGCGUGCAAUGCUGAAAGAGCAACAGCAAAGCCAUGACGGCGAGAAGUACAUCGUGCACACGAACAAAUGCUUGUGCGUGUUAUCGCAUUACCCCUUCUUCGAUGCCUUCAGGAAAUUUUUGCUGGCAAUUUACAGAUUAUCAAUAUCAGGCUCACAGGCGAUUCCUCUUGAGAGGUACAUAUCUCAUUUUAUGACCAAUGUGGAGUUUCCUACACCUCAAAAACCUCGAGUGCAAGUUCUAAUGACACACGAAUCGUUUGAUCUUGUGGAACCAUCGCAUGGACCCCUACCCAUCAGCGGAGCAUCCCACUCGUCGUUGUUGCGCUGCCUAGGCCCUGACAACGUGCUCACGUUGUUGUGUUGUGCACUGACAGAACAGAAAGUAUUAAUACACUCGCUUCGGCCAGCACUGUUGACAAGUGUCGGUGAAGCCAUCACUGCCCUUUUAUUUCCAUUUGUUUGGCAAUGUCCUUACGUACCUUUAUGUCCGCUGAAGUUAGCCGAUGUGUUGUCAGCACCAUGUCCGUUUAUAUAUGGUAUUGAUUCAAGGUAUUUUGAUCGAGGUAGCCCGCCAGAGGAUGUAACUUGUGUUGAUCUUGAUACAAAUAUGAUCACCCAAGCAAUGCUAGAUCCAAAAGAACCAAGAGACAUUUCGUGGAGACUUUUGCCAAAGAAACCUGCCAAGGCUCUCAAAGACAGACUGGAUGCAAUUUUCAGCGAAGUCCUAAUGACUUACAACGAGGAUGUCGAUAGAGCAAUGGACAUGCCGCCAAUGGAUACUGAUGGGUCAUCUGCAAAACGAAAGGGAAAACUUGAAGUUUGUAUACAGGAGGCAUUUUUACGGUUCAACGCAACAAUCCUCAAAGGCUACAGGCAAUAUUUAUUACCAAUAACAACUCGGCCAACAAUGGAAUCUUGCGACAUUUCAAAGAUUUUUGACUUACAAGGAUUUGUAAAAAGCAGGCCCAGGGAUUCUCAGAAGUUUUUUAACAUAUUGUUAAAAACACAGCAUUUCAGCCAUUUCAUACAACAAAGGUUUUUUGCAUCAUCAAAUGAUACCUUACUUGCAUUUUUUGAUGAUUGCACGGAGAAGUGCGAAGGAAGCAAGCCUCUGCUGCAGGUGUCACAAUCUCGAAACCAACUCACUACUGUAGUAACUCCGCCAGACUGCUCUGGACUGCCACAGAAUGCCAUCUACGAAUACAAUGGUUUCCCAAAGCUGAAAAAUGAAUUGUUUAUCCAAGAAGAUGUGAGCACGAAUCGACAGAAACCCGCCAAUUUGAAGUUGCCUCCAAGAUCACCAGCUGUGGGAAGAACAAAACAUGAACGUGAUCAAUGUGGAGUGAGUGCCAAAAAACAGUCAAAUAGUCCUACUUUAUGGGCAAGGUGUCUGGUGGGACACUGUUUUGCGAUUUGGUUCAUUCAUUUGCCGGCAUACAUCAAAAGUCAUCAUAACAAGAAGAAAGUACUCGAUCAAGCCCUAGAGGUUUUGCAACGAAUUGCUGAACAAAGAGCACAGCUACCAGACGAGGUAUGCUUUCGAGUGCUGAUGCAAUUGGCUGGCCAAUUUGGACACCCAGCUUUAGCCGUCAAGGUUCUUUUCGAAAUGAAACGACAAAAAAUUGCACCAAAUGCAAUCACAUGGAGAUAUUACCACAGAGCCGUCAUCGAAGGCAAAUGGUCAUCUGAUCACAGGUCAGCUAAGGAACUGUGGACGAAAUUACGUCAUAUUCUCAAUGCCAUAAACUCUUUCAAGAAAGGCAAGAAGACUCCUGAUCUUAUCAGUUUCCAUGGAAGCAGUGAGAACGUUGCAAAGGGUGGAGUGCAGGAGACAGCUAGCGAGGGGAAUGGGUCAGACGCUGGUUAUAGCUCGUUAUUGUCAACAGAAGAUCUGACACGAUCUCAGCCGGUAGCGGGAGGUUUAUCAGAAUUUCCGGCUGAAUUCCCCGAAAUGCCAUCCCGGCCUGAAGUUCAAAAUACCGUGUUUUCCAAAUGCCACCGUCGUGUGCACAGUGCUUCAGAAAUGUCAGAACCGGAAAGUGAACCCGGAAGUACGGAUUCUGAGCUGCUAGGAUCUAGUUCCGCUUAUCCUUGGUUUCAGAGGAAGCCAUUGGCGCGUCAUCUUAGCGAAACUUCAAUUGGUUCAAAUUUGAGUGACAGCCCCGGAAGUAACCAGAUCAUUAUCAGUCAUAGCGGAAGUUGGCAGGAACCAUAUCACAUGCCACCAGGUUCAAUGGACUCAUUUGAUGAUUCUGACUUCAGGUAUCCGUUGAGGCAUCAAUCGGAUAUUGCGUUGGAGACUGUCAUGGGAACGAGUCAAGCCUGCAAAAACUGUAAUAGGAUAAUGUAUGAUGAAGAGAUUAUGGGCGGAUGGACCGCUGAUGAUUCUAGUUGGACGACAGUGUGCCCUUUCUGUCAGGAAAAGCAAGUGCCCCUUCUCCAGAUGAGAAUCAAGGAUUAUCGUGGUCUUCAGUCCAAAGUUUGCAGUACCUCAAGCCUCAACUCUGAGCCCACUUCUGUCAGUCAUUCUCUUAGCAGUGCCAUUGAGAUUGCUGGUAAUGAUGACACAGGAGAAACCAGUUCGCUGCUCGGAAGAGACAUUGAUUCGAUCCCAUUGUCCCCCCCUUCAUCAUCAAUGAUGCAGACAAGCGGGGGGUCAAAGCCAAUGCCGAUCAAAAAUAAGCGGUUGAACAAGGACUGGAUGCUGAGCAGCAGUGCGCCAACAAGUGCCAGCAGCAGCCCGUUGCCAGGACACCGCAACAGCCCGAGGCAGCAGUUUUAUCGAGUGCGCAAAUCCAGCAGUAGCAGUAGUUUAACUGUUUUUGUUGCUGGAGCCCCAGAGGAAAAGCCUGCGAUUUCCGUUCAAUACCUCAGUCCUCUUGUCUUAAGAAAAGAGCUUGAAACCCUGCUUGUGAAUGAUGGGGACCUACUGUUGCAAGACAGCGAUGUUGUUGCGAAGAAGCCAAUCUUAUUCUGGAAUAUGGUGUGGUAUUUCAAACGCUUAGGACUUCCCAGUCAUUUGUCAGAUCUUAUACUCCAGUCAUACAAGAACGCAGAAAAAACCAGCCAGGAACAAAGCAAAACUGGAAGUCGUGUUAUAAUAUCAACUUCUUGGGAUAACGAAAGACUUGGUGAUGCUAACCAUAUUUCGUUGUACAUGUUAUGGAGUGUACCAGAAAACCAGCAAGAAUUUUAUUAUGACACAAGACUAGCAUCCAGAGGUCUUCUCAAAUCAUUGGCUGUCCAUAUUCAAGAAAACGAUGUUCAAUCACCCAUGAAUAUUCUCCUGGACGAGAGAAGCAGACAGCAAAAAAUUGAGCCGAAAAUUCAAUGGAGUCUGUAUCGAGAGCUGAUGUUUUUGUCUGUGAUGUCAUGCGGAGUAGAUGCUAUUGAUAUAGAGGCAUUCGAUCGGGAGUAUAAGAAUGCAUACAAACAACUUUAUAAAGACCGUGCUGAUCAGUUGAAAAUCGACGAUAAACCGCCAACUGGCAAGGCAUUUUGGUGCCGGAGAGCGUUCCAACAGCCUACACUUCAACCACGACUGCCAAACAUGGCGCUUCUACCUUAGCAAUUCUCAAUGCUCACUAAUUAGGUAAUGUUUUCAAAGCAAUUGCAUAUAAGGAUGAUCAAUUUGAUUUUUCUUAUCAUAAGCACAUUCGCACGUGCCCCUCACAACGCGUGUCAAAAAGGGUUUUGGCAGACGGUUAAACGUUUAUAGGUUAUUUUUCAUUAUUUAACAAUUUUGUCAGUUCGCUGUAGAAGUUAGUUUCCAGCAGAUGGUAGUUUUAAACGAAUUCGAUUUUUUAUGAGUAGCAUUCAAGCUCCAAUAUUUAAAAUUUUGACACCGAUAGGACUCGUCAGUUUAUUGUUAGCGAUUUUGUUGUUUUACUUGACAUAAUUCUCACAUAUUUUGGCCAAGUGUUUUCAUAAUUAAGCAAGAUUUAUCUUUGCUAAGGCAUAUUCAAACGUCUUCAUCGAAUAAAUCAAUCCCUUGUCCCCAGAAACCGAGGUACAGCUUAUUCGAUGUAUAAGCAAAAUUGUUAGUCCUUCUCAUACUGAAACAGAACAUACCUGCCCAUUGUUUAAAUCGUUUGCUGCUCAUUUAAUCAUGAGCUUUGCCUGAUGACAGGGACCGCGGAAGCAGGUAUCUGAAUGAACCCCCCCCCCCCUAAUAAUUUCCAAAAUGUACUUAAAACCAUACAAAAAGUCGCCCUGCUUUUGUUUUUUGGCAUGUUUGGUCACCCAAAUCGUUUCAGCCCUCUCAAUCUUUAAUAAGCUCCGCGGUCCUUGCCUAAUGAUAUCAGACCCGUUUUACUCACUAUCUUUGUCUCUGUUUUCUAGGGAACAGAAAUAUUCUGUCACUUCCAAAGUAUUUUGUCAGUUCAAUAGACCAUUUUGUCUAAUUAUUAAUUUUUAUGCAAUUUUAUUCCUUGUUAUUAGUUGUUGAUUUAUUUUCGUGCAGUAAAUUAAAUUUAUAAAGUUAUCCACAUCUUUAUAUGGUAUAUUUAUUUUGUCGUAGCAUUUGUCUGGACUUAAAAUGUCCGUUAGAAAAUAGAAGUUGAUUUUAGCUGCCUUGAUUCCUUGUGGAUUCAAAAUGCCCGCUCCGUGAUAUUUUUGGAAAAUUUAUUUUUUCUGCCAGAACAAAGGAAUUUUAGUUUAAUUAUUAGCCUAAGUUGAUGGUAUUUUGAUCUAUUUGGAUUCCUGGAACUGUUUUUAUUAUUAAUAUUUAGAAGACUAACGCAUUAUUCAAAGUAAUAGUUAGGUGUUAGUUUGUGUGAAAUUUGAAAGGGCAUGUGACUUUGAUCACGUGGGUUUGAUGUGAUAUCAAGCGCUUUCACUCCAGCAAAUGCAGUUUACUGAGUGCUCGGUUCAUCGAGGGCUACUGACGCACGUGUUAGGGUAACCUAAAAGCAUAAAUAACACCCCUCCCUUUAUUUAUUUAUUGUAAACAAAUUUUUCCUGGUACAAUUUACUUACAUUGAUCGUUAUUAUAGCAUCAUAUUGUACUGCACGCAAUCUAGUAUAUUUAUAGAAUCUAAAGGCGGGGACCAUUGCUUCUCAAUGUAAUUCAAAGGACGAGGUGCAGAAAACUGUGGAAGGGGUAGCCAUAUAGCUGCAAAAUGCUAGUUUCUUAGUAGAUUUUCUUCUUAUUUUGAAACUUUUUAGCAUGAGUAUAUAUAUAACCUAGGGCAAAAAUUUAUUUGCGCAUGUUUUGAAAGGAAAAAACCCUCUUGAUAGGUGCGUUGUCAAUGACAUUCUAAGACGAGUUUUGUAGGUACCCUAUUUGUUUUUGUCAUUCCUUGCCACGCUGCUGCUGACAAACCUCCACCCUUGGCUGUUUUUAAGUAUUCGCCCGGAACCUGCUGCUGUACUUUUUGUAGUGAAAGCUCGAUAUUCUAAUUCGCUAACUUGUCAUAGUGUUCUUCGUCGUUUUAAUUUAUUGCUUUUAUUGCUUGAUAACUUAACUUAAACAAAAUGAAUUUAUGAGUUCGCUGUAUAGCUUGUAAUUUUAAUACGCUAAUUCUUACUAUUGCACCUGUCUGUUCUUUCCCUGAUCAAGGGAAGCUAGGUUUAGAAAUGGGGAUUUGAAUUUGUGAUAGUUGCUAGCGAUCUUUUGAAUUUUUUUAAGAUUGCUGGAAGAAAACCGUAGGGUAAAAUGAAAUGUACUAAGAAAGUUUAAAAUGCAGUUCCCUUUACCAAUUAGCAUAUGCAAAGUCCCAAACUCUUGCAGGCCUUCGAAUCGUCAUUAACUUCCACAGCAAGAUGAAUUGUUCCUCCCUUAGCUAAGUGGGUCUUCCUGGAAAUACUAAGUUUAGUGAUUAUUCCAAUUCAUCACUGGCUACAAAGCUGCUAAACUAUUAUACAAAAACCUCUAGCAUUUUUACAUUUAGCAAAAAUCGUUAGGCCUCUUUUAUAUUUAAUGAUGAAGAAGAAGAAGAAAUUUCUCUCGAGAUUGAUUGAUGUUAGUUAUGUUGAAUAGAGGUGUGUUAGGGAUAUUUUCAAAUUAGUAAAUUUUAAUAUAACGGUUUAAUAAGUUAUAGUAUAGUUAGUUCUCUGAGCAAUUAAGAGCAAAAAUUUGUUUUAAUCUAUGUCUUUUCCCGUUGUUGCACAUCGUGUGUAAAUGAGAAGGGUGCUAAGGA